AUGGAAGAUUUAGGCUGUGCCCUUGGUAUGAUGGUGAAAAUUUUCAACUUUUCAGAAUACAUGGAUGACAAGAGUAGAAUAUUUAUUACUACAAUCCCUGGAUGUGCAGGUCAGACAGAGCUACAUGAGAACCUCAGAACCUGUGCCAUGGUUGUCCCUGACAUUGAACUGGUCUCUGAAAUGAUGUUGGCUGCUGAAGGGUUUAUUGAUGCCUGUCUGUUAGCCAGGAAGUUCAUCACCUUCUACCCUCUCUGCAGGGAGCUGCUCCCUGAACAGGGCUGUUAUGACUGGGGACUUCAUGCUAUCAAGUCAGUUUUGGUAAUUCUGAAGCAAGGAGAUAAGAACAGACCUGAGGACCAUGUGCUUAUUUGCAUCUUAAGAGACUUCAAUUUGCAUAAAAUAGUGACAGAUGAUAUCCCAAUUUUCACAGGCGUGCUCAGUGACCUGUUUCCGUCUCUGGAUGUUCUGAAGAUGGGGAACCUACAGUCUGAGCAGAUGGUUAAACAAUCUACCCUGGAGCUCCACUUGCAGCCAGAAGAGAACUUUAUUCUCAAAGAUGUUCAGCUGGAGGAGCAGCCAUCAGUGUGUCACUCUGUGUUUGUGGGUGGAAUUGCAGGGAAUGGGAAGGGUAAGGUACCUGCCUGCCUAUGCAGCAUGUUUUCCAUCUCACCUUGUAAAGAAACUGCCACGGCUCUUGCAUAAAAAAUUCUUCAUGUUGCCUUUGCCUGAGGCUGCAGGGUAAUACCAUGCUGCUGAAGCCACUCAGCCAGCCACAUGCUGAGCAAUAGGAAGCUCAAAUGUUGCAAGCAAAUUCUACAUUUUAUGUGCUGUUUGCAUGUCCCAAAGGACAGUUAAUCAUGGCAUGAAGUAAUGAACAUUCAAUUUGACAGAUAGACUAAGUAAUACUUUGUUCUGGAAGGAGAAGCAGGAUGUUUUAAUUAGACUUCUAGAAAGACAUCAUGGAAUGUCCUGCCAAAAUGCUAGACAAAUAAUUCUAAUACAUAAUGCUUGCUUAUUUAUGCUACUAAAUGUUGGCAGCUGCGUAGAUUUUCUUCUCCAUUUAACAUUUUCUAGUAGAAUUGAGUGCGGAAUAUGGCUAUUUCAGACUGGGAAUCUCCUUUCCUAUCCUUAAGCUUAAUGGAAAUUUGGGGCUAAACCAGCACAGAGACAAGAAUAAAUUAAUGUAAACUGUUGGUUGAGUACAGGGAUUCAGUCCAAGAUCCACUUCAGGAAAAAGUGAAAAAUUCCUACUAUGUGAAAUAGUGUCACUAACAUUACCCUGCU
This is a messenger RNA of Haemorhous mexicanus (house finch), 1284 nucleotides long. Its product is annotated as dynein axonemal heavy chain 11-like. Gene Ontology annotation, molecular function: dynein light intermediate chain binding; dynein intermediate chain binding; minus-end-directed microtubule motor activity. Gene Ontology annotation, biological process: microtubule-based movement. Lineage: Eukaryota; Metazoa; Chordata; Aves; Passeriformes; Fringillidae. Gene Ontology annotation, cellular component: dynein complex. The record is from RefSeq and is a predicted model, not a curated record.